AUGCGUCUGAGCCACCUGCGGGGCAUCGGCCUGGACGUCGUCGAGGCUGCGACCGGCCCUGUCGGCGAGGACGCGGGUGGUGACGCGGGGGCUCCGGCGUCCGAGCCCGGGCGCGCCGCGCCGCGGCCGAAGAUCUCCUCGGCCUCCUUCGGCGGGUGGCUGGAGGGCCUGCUGGCGGAGGGCGAGCUGGGCGCCAGGUACCCGGCCGCGUGCCGGAGCGUGGCGGGGGUGGCCUGCUCGUGGCGGGACCGCUUCCCGGGCCCCCUGUGGGCCAGGCUCGCGCGGGACGGGUGCAGCACCCUCAUCAAGGAGUCGCGCGAGGCGGUGCCCGUGGUGGCCUUUGUGCAGAAGAGGGUGGCCGAGCUGAGUCCGGAGGACGGCCCGGUCACUAUCCUGGACCUCUGCUCGGGGCUGGGCUUCCUGGGCAUGCUGCUGGUGGAGCUUCUGCCCCCCGAGCGCGUGCACGUGUGCGUGCUCGUGGACCAGGCCUGGCCGCUCAAGGGCGCGCCGCCCCGGGACGCCGACGGAGGCGAGGAGAGCCGCAGGAAGCGCACGCGGCUCAACUGGGACCACGUCUACGGCCUGCCCUGGCCUGCCCCGCUCACGACGCGGCGCUCCGACCUGAAGCUGCCCUCCACGCACAAGCAGAUGCUCGAGAAGAUCCUCGAGCCCGCUCCAGGCCCGGUGUUCGUUCUCGGCAUCCACCUCUGCGGCCUGCUGUCGAUCCGCGCCGUGGAGACCUUCAACAGGGGGCCCAAGUGCGCUGGCCUCGUGCUGAAGCCCUGCUGUCUGCCGUGCCAGGAGUACGCGAAGAGCAGGACGAACUGGCGCCUUGGCGCCCACUCCUUCGCCGCCACAGAGGUGGCUAUGUGGGGAAAGUACAACAAGAACCAGUGGCACGGGCCAGCCAAGCACACGCUGGCCUCCCGCUUCCGGUGCUGGGCCGACAACCUGUACCGGGGGAUCGUCGCCGACGCCAAGAGCUACGAGCGUGUGCCUCUCGUCGAGGGGCACUACCAGGACGCCUACCUCUUUGCGGAGCGAGACUUCUCGCCGGACGCCCCGCCGCCGCCGCCCAGCCUCGAGGAGGACGGCCCAGCGCUCGUGAGGCAGAUCUUAGCCGCUAGUGCUCCGGCAGACGUGCUGGGCGUGUCCGCGGAUGCCUCUGGCAGGGCUCUGCAUCGCCGGUUCGCAGCACUGUCGAGGAGCAUCGGUCUGCUCAUGCCAGAGAUGCCCGAGGCAGAGGAGGCGUUCAUACGCCUGAAGGUGGCGUACGACGGCUUGCGCGCGGAGAAGCGGGAGUCCGUGGGGUGGCCAGACGUGCAGCAAAGGGUGCCCCUCGAGGCUCUGCCUAUAGAGGCCGAGUCCGACGCAGAGAGGCUGGGCGCCGAGGUUUCGGAGCUUGACGCGAGCAUCGACGAGUGGGCGGCGCAGGGCAAGAAGGCCAGGGAGAUCCGGCAAGAGGAGCGGGGCAAGUACGCGAAGGAGCACGAGGACUACGCCGCCUCGAUCGUGGCUCUGGAGCGGGCCAUCCAGGUGCUGAAGAGCCGGACGGACCCCGUCAGAGGGGAAGCGCUGGUGCAGGAGUUCGCGGCCUCCGUGCCGAGGGUGGCCCGAGCGCUCAGGCCCCUGCUCCUCCAGGAGGACAGCGGCGCAGAGGAGCUGGCGGGACCUCCUGCAGCGAACGCCUACGAAUUCCAGUCGUCGGGCAUCGUUGACAUGUUGGAGAAGAUCCGCCACCGCUUCCAGGAAGAGCAGGACGUGCUACAGAAGGAGGAGAUGAACCGCAGGCACAACUACGAACUGGUCACCCAGCAGCUCGCAGACGACACCCAGUACGCGGAGAAGGUCAGAGCCGAGAAGGUUCAGACGAAGGCGGGCCUGCUGGCCGGCGCCGCGGACGACAAGGGCGCGCUGGGGGAGACGCAGGCCUCCAAGGAGGCGGACGAGACGUACCUCAGCGACACCGUGUCGAUGUGCCACCAGAAGUCGCACGACUACGAGGAGCGGCAGGUGCUGCGCGCGGAGGAGCUGGAGGCCCUGAAGAAGGCCAUUGAUAUCAUCUCCAGCAGCAAGGUGUCGGGGGCCGCCGACAGGCACCUGCCCUCCGCGCUGCUGGCGAGCCCGGAGCCUCGUCACGCUUGGGCGUCCCUGGCGCAGCUGCGGAGCUCCUCCGGGGGCGGCGGCGGCCCCGCGCAGCGGCGCGCCGCGGCGCUGCUGGGGCGCGCCGCGCGGCGGUCGGGCAGCGGGCUGCUGCAGGCGCCCCGAGGGCAGAGGGGGGGGGGGGACCCCUUCGUCAAGGUGCGUCAGAUGAUUAAGGACCUCCUGGUGAAGCUCAUGGAGGAGGCGAACGCGGAGGCAGACCACAAGGGCUGGUGCGACACCGAGCUGGCUACCAACAAGCAGACGCGCGACACGGCCAGCGCUGAUGUCACCGACCUCACAGCCAAGGUGGAAGAGCUGAGCGCCCUCGAGACGAAGCUCACGCAGGAGAUCGAGGACCUCAGCCAAGCCAUCGUGGAGAUCGAAGCUGCGAUGAAGAAGGCCCAGGAGGAGCGCGCCAAUGAGAAGACAGCCAAUGAGGGCACCAUCGAGGAGGCCAAGGUGGCCCAGCAGGCGGUGGUGGAGGCCAUCAGGAUGCUGCGCGAGUUCUACCAGCGGGCCGCAGAGGCCACCUCGCUGGCCCAGCAGACCCCUGGGGCGGACUCCCCGUACGUGUUCGACGAGCCCUACCAGGGCAUGCAGGGCUCCAAAGGUGGCAUCAUCGGGAUGAUGGAGGUGAUACAGUCCGACUUCGCUCGCUUGGAGUCGAAGACGAGCACUGCCGAGGAGGAGGCUCAGCGCGAGUUCGUGGAGUUCGUGGAGAAGUCCGAGACGGACAGGGCCGUGAAGGAUCGGGAGAUGAGGCACCGGGGCUUCGCCAAGGACAGGGCCUCCCGGGACCUGCGUCAGACCAAGAAGGACCUGGAGAGCUCCCAGAAGGAGCUGACGGCAGCGCUCGAGUACUACGAGAAGUUGAAGCCUUCCUGCAUCGACCUGGGCAACUCCUACGAGGAGAGGGUGGUGCGCAGGAGGGAGGAGAUCCAAUCCUUACAGGAGGCCUUGGCCAUCCUGAACGGCAACGACCUGCCCACCUCCUCGUGA
Molecule: messenger RNA, 3144 nt
Organism: Prorocentrum cordatum
Lineage: Eukaryota; Dinophyceae; Prorocentrales; Prorocentraceae
Source: the annotation of a GenBank genome assembly